Messenger RNA from Megalops cyprinoides (Indo-Pacific tarpon), 996 nucleotides. RefSeq names its product SIN3-HDAC complex associated factor (gene sinhcaf). NCBI's taxonomy places the organism in Eukaryota, Metazoa, Chordata, Actinopteri, Elopiformes, Megalopidae. The record is from RefSeq and is a predicted model, not a curated record. The transcript has 7 exons. Gene Ontology annotation, biological process: negative regulation of cell migration. Bases 199 to 996 code for a protein of 265 amino acids.
UUGAAGAAAAUCAGAAAAUGGUGGCGUGGGAAAAGAGCAUGCGCAAAGCGAAACAAUUUACUAUUUCUCAGACAUAGCCAGUGAGACGUCAACAACUGAGUGGUGUUUCUGUAAUCGUGGUGGAUUGUUAAAUGAGUUACAACUGUAUCAGCGGUCAUUUUCAAGUUCAUCCAUUGCUUUUGUAUUAAAUCAAGGAAGAUGUUUGGUUUCCACAAGCCGAAGAUGUACCGGAGUUUAGACGGCUGCUGCAUCUGCCGUGCCAAAUCCUCCAGCUCUCGCUUCACCGACAGCAAGCGCUACGAGAAGGACUUCCAGAGCUGCUUCGGGCUGUGUGAAGCUCGCUCGGGAGACAUCUGCAACGCCUGCGUCCUGCUGGUGAAACGAUGGAAAAAGCUGCCGGCGGGGUCGAAGAAGAACUGGAAUCAUGUGGUUGACGCCAGAGGCGGGUCGAGCUUGAAGUCGUCGGUGAGGCCGAAGAAGAUGAAGUCGCUGUCCCGGAGAGUGAGGCCGAGCCAGAUCAGCCGAGUGCAGAAGGAGCUCAAGAGGCACAAUUCAGAUGCCCACAGCACCACCUCCAGCGCUUCCCCGGCCCAGUCUCCCAGUUACAGCAACCAAUCAGAUGAAGGCUCUGACUCAGAGCUUGCCCCCGGCUCCAGCCGAUCCCCUGUCUUCUCCUUCCUGGACCUGACCUACUGGAAGAGGCAAAAGGUCUGCUGCGGGAUCAUCUACAAGGGCCGUUUCGGGGAGGUCCUGAUCGACCCGCACCUCUUCAAGCCAUGCUGCAGGAAGAAGCAGCAGCAGCAGCAACAGCAGGAGCAACAGCAGCAGCAGCAACAGCAACAGCAGCAGCAGCAGGAGGCGGAAGAAGACGAGGAAGAGGAGGAGGAGGAGGAGGACGAGGAAGGGCGAGAGAGAGGGGAGAGCGGGGAGAGCCCGCAGCCGGAGGGGGCGGAGUCGGCCCCGCGCGUUAAAGAGGAGGAGGAGAUUAUAUCUUGA